This is a messenger RNA of Castor canadensis (American beaver), 1617 nucleotides long. NCBI's taxonomy places the organism in Eukaryota, Metazoa, Chordata, Mammalia, Rodentia, Castoridae. The record is from RefSeq and is a predicted model, not a curated record.
GCCGGGCUGAGCGUUGCAUCCCACCGCCGAGACCCGCCGGCCCUCCAGCCGCGGCCCCGGAGCGCACGGACGAUGGCGAAGACUACGUCCGGCGCCGCGGGGCUGCGGCUGCUCUUGCUGCUGCCUCUGCUAGGCGAAGCCCCUCUGGGCCUCUACUUCUCAAGGGAUGCUUACUGGGAGAGGCUGUUUGUGGACCAGCCAGCUGGCAUGCCCCUGCUGUACGUCCAUGCCCUGCGGGAUGCCCCUGGGGAGGUACCCAGCUUCCAUCUGGGCCAACAUCUCUAUGGCGCCUACCGUGCACGGCUGCAUGAGAAUGACUGGAUCCGCAUUCAGGAAGACACCGGCCUUCUCUACCUCAACCGGAGCCUGGACCAUACCUCCUGGGAGAAGCUCAGCAUCCGAAAUGGUGGUUUCCCCCUGCUCACCAUCUUCCUCCAGGUCUUCCUGUCAUCCUUGCCCCUACGUGAAGGCGAGUGCCAGUGGCCGGGCUGUGCCCGCGUGUACUUCUCCUUCAUCAACACCUCCUUCCCAGCUUGCAGCUCCCUCACACCCCGGGAGCUCUGCUUCCCAGAUACAAGCCUCUCCUUCCGCAUCCGGGAGAACAGGCCCCCUGGCACCUUCCACCAAUUCCGCCUGCUGCCCAUGCAGUUCCUCUGCCCCAACAUCAGCGUGGCCUACAGGCUUCUGCAGGGUGAGAGUCUGCCCUUCCGCUGUGCUCCCGACAGCCUGGAGGUGAGCACACGCUGGGCCCUGGACCGCGAGCAGCAGGAGAAGUAUGAGCUGGUGGCCGAGUGCACAGUACACACUGGUGCGCGUGAGGAGAAGGUGAUGGUGCCCUUCCCGGUGACCGUGUACGAUGAGGACGACUCAGCACCCACCUUCCCUGGGGGCGUGGAUUCCACCAACGCGGUGGUGGAGUUCAAGCGAAAGGAGGGCACUGUGGUAGCCACACUGCGUGUGUUCGACGCGGAUGUGGUACCGGCAUCUGGGGAGCUGUUGAGGCGGUACACAAGCACGCUGCUCCCCGGGGACCCUUGGGCCCAGCAGACCUUCCGGGUGGAGCACGCGCCGAACGAGACCUUGGCCCAGGCCAACACCAGCUUCGUGCGGGCAACUGUGCAUGACUACAAGCUGGUUCUCAACCGGAGCCUCCCCAUCUCAGAGAGCCGAAUCCUGCAGCUGGCUGUGCUGGUCAAUGACUCAGACUUCCAGGGUCCCGGGGCAGGUGUCCUCCUCCUCCAUUUCAAUGUGUCUGUGUUGCCCAUUAGCCUGCACCUGCCCAGCACCUACUCCUUCUCCGUGAGUAGGAGGGCCCAUCGUUAUGCCCAGAUUGGGAAGGUCUGUGUGGAAAACUGCCAGGAGUUCAGCGGCAUUCAGGUCCAGUACAAGCUGCAGCCUUCCAGUGCCAACUGCAGUGCCCUGGGCGUGGUCACCUCAGUCAAGGAUACAUCUGGAACCCUGUUCGUGAAUGACACUGAGGCCCUGCGGCAGCCUGAGUGUGCAGAGCUUCAGUACACAGUGGUGGCCACCGACCGGCAGACUCGCAGGCAGGCCCAGGCCCCAUUGCUUGUCACUGUGGAGGGGACACGUAAGUGCCGGAUUCCACGGAGGGAUGGG